AUGACUGGUCUUCCAUUAUGGGCGCGUUGGGCCAGAGUGUAUGCCACAGGUGGUGCUAUCGUUGGUGUUGGUGUACUAUUAUACAAGUAUGCCUCUCCUACUGAUGAGCAAGUCAUUGCAGGCUUUUCUCCUGAAGUUCGUGCAAAUUACGAAAAGAAUAAAGAAUUAAGAAGAAGAGAGCAAGAAGAGCUCAUGAAGAUAGUUCAAAAGACUGCUGCUUCAAAUGAUCCAAUUUGGAUGACUGGGCCUUUGAGUUCUCCCUUUGAACCUGGAAAGAAAAAUAAAGAUUGGUUCGAAGAAAUCGAAAAAAAACUAGCGCAGGAUAGACAAAAACAAGAAUUAGAAAAAGCUAAAAAAGAAGCUGAAGAGUUUAAUAACGACUCUAUAGCAGUUCAAGAAAAUACUAAAUCUAAAGGUUGGUUCCGUUGAUUUGUGUUUCUUCUUCAUUUUUCUUCAUUUUUUCCAUUUUUCUGUUUUUUAGAUUCUGUAAAUAAUAUCCUGAAUACAAUAAUUGAUGAUUAGGCGUUUAAUUCAAACAGUUGAAAGAUAAAUUUAUUCACUUAUCUUUUGUUGUUGUAUUAAAAAAACAAAAUCGGAGGAAAUAUAGAGAAAAUAUAGGGAAAAAAUGUGAAAGCUAAAAACGUUUCAAUGCAAAAAAGGAUAAAUAAAUGAAAAAACAAAGAUUACUUAUUAAAAGGUUUAAUCAAAGAACAAAAUCGGAAAUAAUUCAAGAAAAUUUAAAAAUUAAAAUGACAGUGACGUGAAAAUUUAAAUAAAAAAAGAGAGUAAAUCAAAAAUUUU
Ascoidea rubescens DSM 1968 is the source of this 801-nucleotide messenger RNA. It is a transcript of the gene CBP4, whose product is annotated as Cbp4p. Gene Ontology annotation, biological process: mitochondrial respiratory chain complex III assembly. Gene Ontology annotation, cellular component: mitochondrial membrane. The coding region runs from base 1 to 429 and encodes 142 amino acids. Lineage: Eukaryota; Fungi; Ascomycota; Saccharomycetes; Ascoideales; Ascoideaceae. The transcript has a single exon. The record is from RefSeq and is a predicted model, not a curated record.